GUUUUCAAUAAUCGUCAAGUGAGGAAUAGCAACUACACACAUCUCAGGCAUUUAUCUAUUGCUUUUCGAGACGUCAAUAAAUUUUUAGUUUUUAAAUAAUAUUCUAUAAGCUUUAGAAAUGGGUAAGCACUUUGGAGAAUUAGCUAAAGUUCGAGGUAUCAUCACAUACAAAUUAUCUCCAUUCGAACAAAAAGCAUUCGCUGGUGUUGUAUCACAAGGUCUACCUAAUGUCUUUCGACGAGUACUAGCCAACGUAUUGAGGGUGGCACCACCAUUCGCCCUCGCUUAUUUGGUAUACGACUGGGGUGAAAAAGAACACGCCCGAUUACAACGUAAAAAUCCAGCCGAUUAUGCAAACGAUGUUUAAAUUAAAUUUUUAAAUGUUAUUUAAUAUUUUAGUGGAAGCGAAUAUAGUGUACAUACAUUUAAUGUAAUAAAUUAUAAAAAAUUUA
Molecule: messenger RNA, 452 nt
Organism: Chrysoperla carnea
Lineage: Eukaryota; Metazoa; Arthropoda; Insecta; Neuroptera; Chrysopidae
Gene: UQCR-Q
Product: cytochrome b-c1 complex subunit 8
Exons: 3
Coding region: 119-367 (82 amino acids)
Biological process (GO): mitochondrial electron transport, ubiquinol to cytochrome c
Source: RefSeq, a predicted model, not a curated record